Phymastichus coffea is the source of this 699-nucleotide messenger RNA. RefSeq names its product hornerin-like. The transcript is spliced from 3 exons. The coding region runs from base 1 to 699 and encodes 232 amino acids. The record is from RefSeq and is a predicted model, not a curated record. Lineage: Eukaryota; Metazoa; Arthropoda; Insecta; Hymenoptera; Eulophidae.
AUGAGCGACAAGUGUCGGAGGACGAUCAACUGUUUGAUGGUGACGAUGAUGAUGAUGGUGAUCGCGGAGACGCGACCGCCAUCAAGUUACGACAUGCAAGUGGUGGGAACGCUGCGUCGCGAGGUGAGACAACAGCCAGCAGUAGUCGCCACAGAAGUCAGUGAUCUGCUCGCUCCGGCGCCGAGUAAACAGCAGCUCGACAAGAAGCACAAGAAUACCUCUGGUAAAAGUAACGAGGGCGGUUUCUAUAAGCAGUUCGGUAACGACGCUGAAGGCGAGAAGGGUUAUCUGAAGAAAAGCUACAGCAACGGUAACCACGGCUACAAGAACUACGACACCUUCCACAAGACUAUCGGUGACCGUUAUGGCUUCGAGGAACACGAGGAGACUGGCCAGCAAUCCGCUGCUGACUCCGACCGCCAGCAAGCUAAACACAAGCAGACCAAGAAAAAACAGAGCGGUGAUCACGAAGGGGCUGGCACCGACGACGUCGAGUCGUACUACUCGGGCGAAGGCGGCGGCGACUACUCAGGCUACAGUGAAGAUGGCGAUGGUGGCGAUGGCGAGAGUUCAAGUUACAGCAAUGCAAGUGGCGAGGGUUAUAGCGAAUCAUAUUCCUCGGGUGACGACGGCGGUGAAGGUUACAGUUCCGGCGAGACUUAUGCAGCAUCAGGCGAAUCCGAUGGAUCUUACUAUUAA